Molecule: messenger RNA, 2940 nt
Organism: Saccostrea echinata
Lineage: Eukaryota; Metazoa; Mollusca; Bivalvia; Ostreida; Ostreidae
Exons: 5
Coding region: 1-2460 (819 amino acids)
Source: RefSeq, a predicted model, not a curated record
AUGGCGUCAAAAAAACGCGGGCCAUAUGCAGGAACAUCGAGGACAUCGAAGUGGAGAAAACAAGAGAAAGAGCAAGAACACGAGUCAAAUGUUGAGGAAAUUGCAGUUUCAGAAACAAUUGAAGAAUUAACCGAUUACAAUGAUGAAGUUCCAAAUGAAUUUGACAUAAUGGUGGAAGAAAUGCUGGAGGAAGAAAAACAGAAGUUAGACCAAAAAAGUAGUGAUAAUCAGAGAAAUAUUGACAAUGAACCUAUAUAUCAAGGAAGCAGGCUUACUGUUAGCAUGAGUAUGCUGCUGAUUGUAACAUUUGCUACAAGACACAACUUAUCAGGAGUUGCCCUUUGUGAUUUAUUAAAUCUUAUUGAAGUGCAUUGUCCUCCAGAUAAUAUAUGCAGGGCAACCCUUACAAUGUACCAAGACUUUUUUAGGCAUUUGAAAACGCCUCUAAUAUACAACUAUUUUUGUGAAAAGUGCUUCCUCAGCAUUGAAAAGGAUGCAAAAUAUGAAAAAUGUCCAAACUGUUCAUUGACUAGCAUAAAAUAUUUCAUCACCAUACCCCUAAAGGACCAAAUGGAAACAAUUUUGAAAAGACCAGGCGUUCUUGACAUUAUAAGAAAAAGCAAAAUUGAAAGGAGUGAACUUGGGAACACAUCCAUUAUUGAAGAUGUCUACAAUGGAAAUGUAUACAAAACUCAUUUUGAUAGUAGUGGUUUUUUCCAUGGAACAACCAAGGAAGAGAGGAAUCUUCAAUUGCACCUUUCUUUUCAAAUUAACACUGAUGGAGUUGCUGUGUUCAAGUCAUCUAAAUUUGGUGUUUGGCCUCUGUAUGCAGUUAUCAAUGAAUUGCCACCUGAUGCAAGAUUCACAAGAGAAAACCGUAUCUUCUUAGGACUAUGGUUUGGAACUCAGAAACCAAAUAUGAAACUACUUUUUGGAUCCUUUUUGAAAGAAUUCAAUUUGCUUUUUACAGGCAUUCCCAUGAGUAUUAAAGAAGAACAGUUAACAGUUAAAGCCAUUCUUCUUAGCUGCACAGCUGAUGCACCAGCGAGAUGUUUAAUGAUGGAUUUUGUCCAGUUUAAUGGUAAUUAUGGGUGUCCUUGUUGUCUAUCUCCUGGAGAAACAUUUGCAAUAUCGGCAACAGGGAACUCGCAUAUAUACCCCUACAAGUCAGAAAGUAAUGAAGGCCAUGACGAGUUAAGGACAAUGGAGGAAACCAAAGCUACAGCGCAUCGAGUAGAAACGGAAUAUUUGAGUGGAAGAAGACGAGAUCCUGUGCCAGAAAUGGGAGUCAAAGGAAUAUCCUUUUUGAUGUCAUUUCCAAAGUUUGAUUUAAUCAAAGGUACUGGCAUAGAUUAUAUGCACUGUGUUUUGCUUGGUGUUGUUAAGAUGAUCCUAGGGCUUUGGAUUGAUCAAGAUCACAAAAAUGAGCAAUGGUCUCUUAGAAGCCAUAUUGAUGUACUUAAUGAUAGAAUCAAAAAACUAAGACCACAUUGUUUGAUUUCACGCCUACCAAAAAAAAUUGAUGAGUAUGGUGACUGGAAAGCAUCUGAAUUUAGAACAUUUCUUCUUUAUUACUCUGUACCCCUUUUGGAAGAUGUACUCCCUUCAAAAUAUUAUGAUCAUUUUUGUAAUUUAGUACUUGGCACUUUCUUACUUUUAAAGACUUCAAUUUCACAGACUGAUCUGAAAUUAGCGAGAUGUUGUUUCAAAAGAUUUUGUAUUGGUAUAGAAGAACUUUAUACGGAGCGUUACGCUACAUUUAAUGUUCAUUGUCUUUUACACUUGUGUUCAAAAGUCGAAGAUUUGGGACCACUUUGGUCCCAGUCUUGUUUUUUUUAUGAAGGAUUGAAUGGUGAUCUUAGAAAUCUUUUCCAUGGUACACAAAAAAUUGAUCUCCAAAUUGUAACUGCUGUAUGCAUUCAAAAUAAAAUUCCUGAACUUGUUGACAAAUUAGAAAUAGGUUCUGUGAAGUCUUUUUAUCAAAAGAUGCAGUCAUCUUUGCAACAGUCAUUUACUAGGAUAUGUAUUGGACUUAAAACUUUUGUGGUUGGCUCUAUAAAGGCCUUUUUGCCUGAGGAACAUGUUACACAAUUACUGGAAAAUAAGUUUGGAAAUGUUGCUGAAUAUCAUAUCUUCUACAGAGUUUUACACAAUAAGAUAAUGUAUUAUAGUGAGGAGUACAAGCCUGUGAAAAAAAGAAACUCCUAUACAUGUAAGAACAAGAGUGGUAUUUGUCAGAUUAGAUAUUUUUUACAGUGUGCAACUGAAAAUGGAUACACAUAUGUUGCUGUUACUAGAAUACUUAAUGUACAGAAAUCUUGUACAAAUGUUUGUCAAGUGUCCAUUGGUUUAACAAAUGUAAUACUUGUAGAUGAUCUCGAGGAACCUGUCAUGUACAUAGAUAUUGAUGAGAGAAAAAAGCAGGUGGCAUUUUUCCCAAAUCUUAUUGAAAAAGAUUAAUAUAUUUAGUUGUCCAUUGAUUGUUUCAAUGUCAGACUAAGAGUUUUUGUAUACACUGUACUUACUAGCAUUUACCACAAACUGUCAUGAAGCUCAUGUACAAAAUGUAGUACAAAUGUAUGUCAAUUAAGUGUCCAUUGGGGUACCAAAUAUUAUGCUAGCAUAUAGAGGAUAUAUACUGAGGAACCUUUUAUGUACAUGAAUAUUGAUAAGAAAAACUAUGUAGAAUUUUAUCCAAGUAUUAUUGAAAAUGAUAUAAUAAAAGAUACAUUAAUAUUGAAACAUCAUGUCUAUUAGUAUAUUUUCAAUGUCAGAACAAAUAGUUUUUUUACACAUGUAUUUUGCAUUUCCCACAAAUCCCUUUGAACACCUGGUAUUUAACUUGGUCUCAAAUUUCAUGCAGAUGUUUUUAAGACAUCAUAUAAUAUAUCUUAUUAAAAAGUCACCAUUAAAACAGCUGUAAUAAACAUUAGAUUUUAA